AUGGACAACAGCAAGCCAUUGAAGAAGCCUCAAGAUCCCGGUCUGAAGCUCACCAAGAACAUGUGUGACCAAGAAUACAAGCACGAAGACACCAUGUGCAACGUGCCAUAUCGAAGCGCUGUCGGAGGCAUCAUGUAUCUCAUGGUCGCCACACGUCCGGAUCUAGCUGCUGCAGUGGGAUCAUUAUCCCAGUUCUCGUCCGACCCAUGCCCGACCCACUGA
Molecule: messenger RNA, 222 nt
Organism: Peronospora matthiolae
Lineage: Eukaryota; Oomycota; Peronosporomycetes; Peronosporales; Peronosporaceae
Source: the annotation of a GenBank genome assembly